GGGCGCGCAGCUCGGCGGGAGGCGGGCGCCCGGAGACGCGGCUGGGGCCCGCGCGGCCGGGGCGCCGUCCCAGGGCAGGGCUGCCCGGCCCCGGCCCCGGGCCGCCCGCUCUCCCCAUGAAAAACCAGCUCCGCGGCCCCCCAGUGCGGGCGCACAUGUCGGCCUCGGGGGUGUCGGCGGCUGGGGGCACCGGGGCGGGGUCGGAGCCCUGUGUGGGGCCCGGGUCCGGCGCAGGCACCGGAGCAGGCGCGGCGUCGGGCGCGGGGCCCAUGCCCUGCAAGAGUGCCGAGUGGCUGCAGGAAGAGCUGGAGGCGCGCGGCGGCGCGUCUCUGCUGCUGCUCGACUGCCGGCCGCACGAGCUCUUCGAGUCGUCGCACAUCGAGACGGCCAUCAACCUGGCCAUACCCGGCCUCAUGCUGCGCCGCCUGCGUAAAGGCAACCUACCCAUCCGCUCCAUCAUCCCCAACCACGCCGACAAGGAACGCUUCGCCACGCGCUGCAAGGCGGCCACCGUGCUGCUCUACGAUGAGGCCACGGCUGAGUGGCAGCCAGAGCCCGGCGCGCCCGCUUCGGUGCUCGGCCUACUCCUGCAAAAGCUGCGCGACGACGGCUGCCAGGCCUACUACCUCCAAGGUGGUUUCAACAAGUUCCAGACGGAGUACUCAGAGCACUGCGAGACCAACGUGGACAGCUCGCCCUCCCCGAGCAGCUCGCCGCCCACCUCGGUGCUGGGCCUGGGAGGCCUACGCAUCAGUUCUGACUGCUCGGACGGGGAGUCAGACCGAGAGCUGCCCAGCAGUGCCACCGAGUCGGAUGGCAGCCCUGUGCCAUCCAGCCAACCGGCCUUCCCCGUCCAGAUCCUACCCUACCUCUACCUCGGCUGCGCCAAGGACUCCACCAACCUGGACGUGCUGGGCAAGUACGGCAUCAAAUACAUCCUCAACGUCACGCCCAACCUGCCCAACGCCUUUGAGCAUGGCGGCGAGUUCACCUACAAGCAGAUCCCCAUCUCCGACCACUGGAGCCAGAACCUCUCCCAGUUCUUCCCCGAGGCCAUCAGCUUCAUUGACGAGGCCCGCUCCAAGAAGUGCGGUGUCCUGGUGCACUGCCUGGCAGGCAUCAGCCGCUCAGUGACGGUCACUGUGGCCUACCUGAUGCAGAAGAUGAACCUGUCUCUCAAUGACGCCUACGACUUUGUCAAGAGAAAAAAGUCCAACAUCUCACCCAACUUCAACUUCAUGGGGCAGCUGCUAGACUUUGAGCGGACGCUGGGGCUGAGCAGCCCAUGUGACAACCGCACCCCCAGCGAGCAGCUGUACUUCUCCACACCCACCAACCACAACCUGUUCCCACUCAACACGCUCGAGUCCACGUGAGCCAGGCGGGUGGGCAAGCGCAUGUCCCUGCAUUGGCCCGGAGAAGCUGGACAGCGCCCGUCCGAGCCGGCAGCGGCACCAAGCUUCCCCGCCACCCUGCAGGCCUUUCUGCAGUGGCUGUGGCUCCCACACCCCCAGCUCCGGGAGUCCCAGGGGCCUCAGCCUUGUCCCAAGGACACUCCUCUCUGCUGACGGCCCAGCCACUUUGGCUGUUUUUUAAAGACACGUCCACGGUCAGAGCUUCCUUUUUACUUUGGCAGGUGAAUCCAAGCUCCCUGGAGCACAGCAAGUGUUCAAGCUCUUCUUAAUUUUUCUUUUUUUAACAUAAAGUGUUAUUUUCAGGCUACAUGCAGCAGUGGAUUGUACAAACCAGUAUUUCCUCCCUGUCUUGAUCCUGCAAGAGAGAGAAGUGUUCUCAGUUUUAUUUCUCUUUCUAUUUCAAAAAGCAACUAUUGGGUUUUUGUUUUUGUUUUUAAUUGGAAAAGACAAACCCCGUGUUGAUCUUGACCAAAUGCGUUUUGCACAUGUGUGAAGCCCCGUUCCUGCCGAACGCCCUUCCUAAAGGGCUGGCUUGCUGCUUUCUCGGUUUCAGACCCGCCCAAGUUGUGCCCACAUCUCCCACCUUGGCCCGGCCCAGUCUGGCACUGCGAGGAGCUGUGACUGGUCAGCUGGACAGGUGGCCUUUGUGUUCUCUGCCCUCCCAGAUGCCCCUCCAUGGUCCCUGCAGACUCCCUGGGACAGGAUAUGGGAGGCCCUGCACUGUCCUGUUGGACGCAAGGCUGCAGGGCCUGUCAUGUGGUAGCGUUAGCCUGCGGGCUCAGCCCUGGCCUGGGGCCUUUCUCUGUACCUACCCACUGCUUCUGUCUCUUCCUCUGUCUGUCUGUAACCGACAGAGGAGGUCCAGUGGCUGGGGACAGCUUGGCAGGGGGCCCAGCCUGCCCCCUGAGCUUCAGUCCCCCACCCCGGCUGCGGCUUCGGCCUAGCUACCACUCCGCCCCUCGCCCCAUGGAAGCCUUCCCUCUGCUGCCAGGAAACUGGCGCCCAUUUCAAUCCCAGGGCAGGAGCAGAGGGGAUGAGGUGGGCAAGUGCAGGGGCUGCGAGCUCUGCCCCCACGUGGCCCCCAGUAUCCACAAAGCAAAGCCACGGAUUCCGUUGUCCUGUUCUGUUCCUUCUCCAGGGCCAGGGGUCUGGGCUGCGUGGGGGCCAGGGGGCAGGGAAGCGGCUGGGCCAGGGUCCCUGAGCGCGCCAGCACUCAGCACGUGAGUGAGGCCACGGAAACUCGGCCCCCACUGCGUCUUACCUCACAGGCGGUUUUCAGGGAUUCUUUAAGGCGGCAGAUUAAAAUCUUAUCAUAGACAAGAAAUCGAGACAAAGCUUCCACGCUGUACAUGGUUCUCCUUCUCUCUCUUUUUUACUUUUAAAAAGAAAAACCCAGAAAGAUGUAUCACGUUUGUGUAAAUGAGGGUAUUUGUAUGCUAAGAGGGUGGUCAGUUUUGCUUUAUGUUCUUAUGAAGGAAAAUUUGUGACCCUACAUAUAUAUACACACACACACACAUAUAUAUAUCCCGAACCAGCAACGGGACUUUGUUUAUAUUGCAAAUAAAUAUUAUUUUUUCUUUAAAA
Molecule: messenger RNA, 2999 nt
Organism: Manis javanica (Malayan pangolin)
Lineage: Eukaryota; Metazoa; Chordata; Mammalia; Pholidota; Manidae
Gene: DUSP7
Product: dual specificity phosphatase 7
Biological process (GO): negative regulation of MAPK cascade; peptidyl-tyrosine dephosphorylation
Cellular component (GO): cytosol; cytoplasm
Molecular function (GO): MAP kinase tyrosine phosphatase activity; protein tyrosine/threonine phosphatase activity; MAP kinase tyrosine/serine/threonine phosphatase activity
Source: RefSeq, a predicted model, not a curated record